Molecule: messenger RNA, 628 nt
Organism: Gastrolobium bilobum
Lineage: Eukaryota; Viridiplantae; Streptophyta; Magnoliopsida; Fabales; Fabaceae
Product: probable disease resistance RPP8-like protein 4
Exons: 1
Coding region: 65-628 (187 amino acids)
Biological process (GO): protein folding
Molecular function (GO): alpha-tubulin binding
Source: RefSeq, a predicted model, not a curated record
AUUAGUACUGAAUGACCCAAGGCACUUUCAAAAGUUUAGUGAAAGUUUCAGUCCCCCUAAUAAAAUGUUAGACUGCCUUCAAUCAUUGUCCUUAAGGACUGACAUGCUUUCUUUCCCUGACAAAGCAGUAGAUGUUGAAAAAUUGGUGCUAGGAUGUCCUUCCCUCCUUAAACUGCAUGUAGAAGGGAGGAUGGAAAAGCUGCCAGAAGCCCGUCUAUUUCCUCCGCAACUAGCAAAGUUAACUUUAUGGGGUUGUAGACUUCUGGAAGACCCAAUGGUUACAUUAGAGAAGCUUCCUAACUUGAAGUUCCUGAGUGGGUGGGAAAUGUUUGUUGGAAAGAAAAUGGUAUGCUCACAAAAUGGUUUUCCUCAACUGAAAGUUCUACUACUUCGUGGCUUGCCUAAUUUAGAGGAGUGGACAGUAGAGAAUCAAGCCAUGCCUGAUCUUUACCGAUUAGACAUAUCUGAUUGUAACAAGUUAAAAACUGUUCCCAAUGGACUAAGAUUUGUUGCUGGUCUCCGGGAGUUAGAGAACACAUGGAUGCCUAAUUCAUUCAAGACCAGGCUUGGAACUGCUGGAGAGGAUUACCACAAAGUCCAACAUGUGCCAUCCCCAUUGUAUUUUUGA